Molecule: messenger RNA, 3696 nt
Organism: Emiliania huxleyi CCMP1516
Lineage: Eukaryota; Haptophyta; Isochrysidales; Noelaerhabdaceae
Exons: 3
Coding region: 1-3696 (1231 amino acids)
Source: RefSeq, a predicted model, not a curated record
AUGAAGCGAGUCUUGCUUGCAUCUGCGACAUGCCUGCCUCUGCUAGCAGUUGUUGUCGUGCGCCGUUUCCACACUGCCACGGAGGUGUCGCACCGUGCGUCUACUGCCAUCGUCCGAACGCCAGCGCACCUCGCCGGCAGCAACGCAUUGGCUGGCACUGGCAAGCGAGUGCCACGGCAUCAGCCACGACAGCAGGUGGCCGCGUGGUGGGACGAUCGUGUGUACAGGAUGGCAGGCACGGAUCAGUGCGUCCGCCACGCGUACGCGAAUGCUGCCAUUUCUUGCUCGCUGCCCUCGUGCAACGCCACCGCUCAAAAGCCGACGCUCAUGGUCAAAGGGUCAGUGUGGGCAGCCUACAUGCGGUUUGAGCUCGCACGGCUCGCACUUCCGGCGGAGCGCCCGAAUAAUCACUCUCGCCACCUGAUCGACGCCGAGCUGCAGCUCACCGGGACGCGCCGCUGCUAUCACCGCGCAGCGUCGCGCCUCGGUGCCAACUUCACGCACCGCCUGUACCUUUUGCCUGGCUCAGCAGUCCCACCGGACACGGAGCUCCACGAGGGCCGGCGUCUGCUCGCGCAGUGGUCACACAUAGUCUACGAUGGUCGGCGGUGCAAAAAGAGAUGGGACUUAGAGAGGCCGUUGACCCUUCCCACCUCCUCCUCCCGCAGCCCACUCGCCUUCCUGAUCCGCGACGCCAGCGAUAGCGGUGGCCGAUCGCUCGACGCCGCUGCAGCCGAUGGCCCGAAGGCGGAAUUCGACGAGGUGCUCUCCGAGCCGGAAGCCACCUUUGAGCGCCGCUUCGACGCCGCACGCACGACUGCCAACCGUGGCGGCGGGCGCAGUCGCCGUGAGGCUGCCUCGAAGCCAGCUCGCGGCGUCCGGGACUCGUGUGCCUACUACUCGCCGGCACGGCCAGCCGAAUUGGACUGGCCGCGGCUCCGCCUGACAUUUGCAUGGCGGUGUUGCGAAGCCGAGAGUGGCGUCGUCAACGAGGAUGCCAUCCGCGGCGGCGCCACGUCCGCCGCCUCUCGACUCGUCGGGGACGCGGGCACUCUCGUCAGUGAAAGCGUGGGCGGAAGCUCAGAGCGUGGAGCGGAGGCCGACGCGGAGGGCGGCAGCGGAGAGGGCGGCGCUGUGGCCAAGCCUGCAUGGAUGAGCCGUGCCGACUGGGCCCGGACGGCACGCUUCCGGCCGCCAGCGCUCCAGUCGCACACUCGGUUGGCCUCUAACCCUCCCAGCUGGGUGGAGGAGGCGGCAUGGCGCCUGCCGCUCCGUCGAUGCAGCGGCGAGCCGCCUCCAGGUCGAGGCAGCGGCGGCCAACGCGCGCCGCCGCGAGGAGCUUCCCCGGCCGUCUCUGUCAUUGUGAGCUUUCGCGAGGGUGAGACGAUGACAGCACAGUGCAUGCGCGCACUCUUUGCGUGCGCCGACGAGCUGCCCUCCGCCGAGUACUUGCUCGUCGAUGACGGCUCCACCAAUUCCACCGGCGAGCUACCCGCGGUUCUCGCUUCGCUGGCGCACGCGCAUGGUAUACGUUACCAGCUCGCGCGCUACCCUACGGCUGUCGGCUUCACGCUCGCGACAACGGAGGCGGCGAGGCGCGCGAACGGCACCUACCUCCUCUUCGUCAAUAACGAUGCCUUUGUCACGCGCGGCGCGCUGGCAGCGAUGCUCGCCACCUUUGACACGCUGGCGGAUGUCGGAGACGUCGUCCAGGAGGCUGGCGCGAUCGCGUGGUCCGACGGUUCCGGCGCGUGGUUCCGCAAGGGCUCGCACGCGACCCGCGGCGAUAACGGCGGCCACGACCGCAGCUACGCGCGCGAAACCGAUUACGUCUCUGCGGCCUUCGCGCUGGUGCGGCGCACCGACUUCGUCGGCCGCGGCAUGUUUGACGUUCACUACUCGCCGGGCUACUACGAGGACACGGACCUCUCCUUCACGCUGCGCCAGGCUGGCCUGCGGGUCAUCUACCAGCCGCUCGCACGCGUCCUCCAUCUCUCGCACUCCACCUUUGGCGCGGAGGUGGAGAAGCGGGUCGCGCGCAACCGGCGCCACUUCGUCGGCAAGUGGACGGCCGCGCUGGCUUCGCACUUGCCUGCUUGCCCCGCUGCCACCGCAUGCCGAGCGCCCAUGAAGAGGCUAUACACGCACGUCGCCGCGACGCGCCUCUACUCGUACCGCAUCCUGUGGUUGGACAUGAUCCUCCCGGAGCCGGACCGCGACUCGGGGUCGGUGCGCACAAUGACGCUGCUUAAGCUGCUGCUCGCGAUGCGUUGCCACGUCUCGAUCGCAACGGUGCAGCGCUCUGGCGCCGGCCGGCACGCACGCUAUGCGAGGCUGCUGCAGUUCCUCGGAGUGCGAGUGCUGCCUCCGCUCGCGCAGUUGUCUGCGGCGGGCGCUGCUCACGAACCGUACGAUUUCAUCAUCGUCGCUCGGCGCGACACCUACGCGGCGGCGGCGCCGCUGCUGACGCGCACCUACCCAACCACCCCCGUCGUCUUCGACACCGUCGACCUCCACUUUGAGCGCGAGGCGCAGCGCCGACGCUUCAUGGCGCUACACGCCGCCGAGUCGAAGUUGCUUGCUUCUGUCUUUGGUGCCGCCGCCGCCACCACCAGCCGCGCGGCGGCCACGGCGGCCGAGCACGCCAGAAUGCGCGCGAGAGAGCUACGGGCUGCCGCGACGAGCACAAUCGCCGUGGUCGUCAGCGAGGCCGAACGAGCCGCGCUCCGGCGAGAGCUACAAGCGGAGGGCUUCUCGGCGCCGCCCGUGGUUGUGAUUGCAAACGCGCACGAGCCAGCGCCGCCCACCGUGGCGCUCUUCCGCGAGCGGUCGGGGCUCGUCUUUGUGGGCAACUUCAAUCACCUACCCAACCGCGACGCCGUCCUCUUCUUCGCCGCGCACGUCAUGCCGCGCCUCCUCUCCGACCCGCGCGCCCGAGCCGAUCGCGGGUUUAUCUUCCACGUGGUCGGAGCAAACCAGAUGCCCCCCGCCGUCCUCGCCCUCAACGGGACGGACGCGGGCGAUCCCGCCAAACUGCCUCGCAUCCUCGUCCACGGCCACCUCUCCGAGCUGCGCUCGCUCUACGGCCGGAUGCGGCUCUCGGUCGCCCCGCUGCGGUGGGGGGCCGGCGUCAAGGGCAAAAUCAACAGCGCGCACCAGCUGGGCGUCCCGGUCAUUUGCACGAGCGUCGCCGCCGAUGGCAUGCACGCGGUACACGGCCGCGACGUGCUGAUCGCCGACAGGCCGGCCAGUUUCGCACGCCAGACGCUGCACGCCUACUACAACGCGUCGCUUUGGCGCCGCCUCGCCAACGGCGGCCGCCGGCUCCUCGAGCGGCGCUUCUCCGCGUCGCGCGCCGCCUAUGGCCUCAUCGAGGUGAUUUCUCGGCUGAAGGACACGAGCUUGCCGAUGGCUAGCAAGUCGAUCGCCCUCGCCGAGCCGCGGCACCGGGCGUACGUCGACCUGCGCGCCGCGGCCGGGAUGGGGGGUUACUUCUUCAACUUAAGCCGGCUCGAGGGGCACUUGCCACCGUCGUCGGACCAUGUAGCCCCCGACGCCUCCACGUGCCGACCCCCCGGGGGAGGGGAAGGCGCGUCGCGCGUGCGUGCGGCGCCAGGGUCGUCGUACUUUCUGCGCGUCGUCGGCUCAAGUGUCGGCGUCGAGCAGAAUCGAUCCACGGGCGUUUUGGUGGGGUGA